AUGGCGGAACAAAAAGAAGAAGAAUAUGUUCAUAAGAUAUACAAUGAGAUUGCUAGCCAUUUUUCCGAAACAAGAUAUAAACCGUGGCCAAUUGUCACUGACUUUCUGGAACACAGGCCCAUGGGAAGCGUUGGUAUCGAUGUUGGGUGCGGGAAUGGUAAAUAUCUAGGCAUCAACCCAAAUAUCUUCAUUAUUGGUUCUGAUCAUUCCAGUGGAUUAAUCGAAUGUGCACAUGAUAUCGACAAUGCGUACAAUGUUUUGGUGGCAGACGGUAUGAAACUGCCUCAUAGAGAGAACACUUUUGAUUUCGCCAUUUCAAUUGCAGUGGUUCAUCAUUGGUCAACAAGGGAAAGAAGAGUACAAGCAAUCAACCAUAUUUUGAGUAAAAUCAAAAGCGGUGGAGAGGCAUUGAUAUAUUGCUGGGCAUUAGAACAAAGAAGCUCUAGAAGAGGUUAUCAAGAAGGUAUGGAACAAGAUGUGCUAGUGCCCUGGGUACUACACGAAACGAAGAAGGAGAAACACUCAUCCAGUGAUAAACCAAAAAAAUUAAAACUAGCAUCAGCUCCAGAUUUGACAAAUAUUCCGUUAAAGGAAAGAGCAGCAUUCAUUGCCAAUUGGAGAAAAGAAGAAGAACAGAAGAGAUUAGCAUUAAUUAAAGAGGAAGCUAAAGAGAAAGAAGAGACAGCAAAGAAGAAUACAAAGUACAGGUAUUACCAUUUGUAUAAGGAAGGUGAAUUAGAAGAAGAUUGCGUAUCUGCAGGUGGCAAAGUAAAGGGAUCUGGGUAUGAGAAAGAUAACUGGUACGUUGUUGUUCAGAAACAAUAA
Tetrapisispora phaffii CBS 4417 is the source of this 825-nucleotide messenger RNA. RefSeq names its product tRNA (carboxymethyluridine(34)-5-O)-methyltransferase (gene TRM9). Gene Ontology annotation, cellular component: cytoplasm; nucleus. Gene Ontology annotation, biological process: tRNA wobble uridine modification. NCBI's taxonomy places the organism in Eukaryota, Fungi, Ascomycota, Saccharomycetes, Saccharomycetales, Saccharomycetaceae. Gene Ontology annotation, molecular function: S-adenosylmethionine-dependent methyltransferase activity; tRNA binding. The transcript has a single exon. The record is from RefSeq and is a predicted model, not a curated record. The coding region runs from base 1 to 825 and encodes 274 amino acids.